AUGUCGAUACAGAUUGAGAUGUACGCAGUAUUAUUACGACGUUCAACGUACACCGCCACUUUUGUCUGGGACCGGCCUUGUUCUGUACCUAUCGAAGAGAAAUAUGUGUAUUUCCUGCAUCGUAACCGCAGACAAGUGGACGUCCAGACCGACAUUUCCAAUAAAUGGCCUGAUCGUGGCCUCGGCCAUGCGCAAGAAGCGCACGCGGCAGACGAACAAGGUAGUACAGGCGGCUCGCGAGAUGAACGGACGAGAGAAAAGGACGAGAAGUCAGAGAAAACAUGA
Messenger RNA from Sporothrix schenckii 1099-18, 285 nucleotides. RefSeq lists its product as uncharacterized. The transcript has a single exon. Lineage: Eukaryota; Fungi; Ascomycota; Sordariomycetes; Ophiostomatales; Ophiostomataceae. Bases 1 to 285 code for a protein of 94 amino acids. The record is from RefSeq and is a predicted model, not a curated record.